This is a messenger RNA of Paracoccidioides brasiliensis Pb18, 1425 nucleotides long. Its product is annotated as citrate synthase, mitochondrial. The coding region runs from base 1 to 1425 and encodes 474 amino acids. The record is from RefSeq and is a predicted model, not a curated record. Gene Ontology annotation, biological process: tricarboxylic acid cycle; citrate metabolic process; carbohydrate metabolic process. The transcript is spliced from 8 exons. Gene Ontology annotation, cellular component: mitochondrial matrix.
AUGGUUAUCUCUCUCAGAUUGGGGAGUCUUGUUCUCCGCUCCUCCUCCUUAUCCACCAAACACACUGUCCGGUCCGCUGCGUUGGGCGGCCUGCGGUGCUACUCCUCUUCUAAAACUAAGUCCCUCAAGGAUACAUUUGCGGAGAAAAUUCCAGCUGAGGCUGAGAAGGUAAAGAAGCUUCGAAAGGACUAUGGGAGCAAGGUCAUAGGCGAAGUUACCCUCGGCCAAGUCUAUGGGGGUGCUCGUGGAAUCAAAUCGCUUGUUUGGGAGGGAUCUGUCCUCGACUCUGAGGAGGGAAUUCGCUUCCGGGGCAUGACUAUCCCUGAGUGCCAGAAACUUCUCCCCAAAGCCCCGGGGGGAGAGGAGCCUCUGCCAGAAGGUCUUUUCUGGCUGCUCUUGACCGGUGAGGUCCCAAGUGAGGAGCAAGUCCGCGCACUCUCCGCUGAAUGGGCGGCCCGAUCCGACGUGCCCAAGUUCGUUGAGGAGCUGAUCGACCGCUGUCCCUCCACUCUGCACCCCAUGGCGCAAUUCUCCCUGGCCGUCACCGCCCUUGAACACGAGUCUGCGUUCGCCAAAGCGUACGCCAAGGGCAUCAAUAAGAAGGACUACUGGCAGUACACCUUCGAAGACUCCAUGGACCUGAUUGCCAAGCUGCCCACCAUUGCCGCCAAGAUCUACCGCAACGUCUUCAAGGAUGGCAAGGUCGCUCCAAUCCAGAAGGACAAGGAUUACGGUUUCAACUUGGCCAACCAGCUCGGAUAUGGAGAGAACAAGGACUUUGUUGAGCUGAUACGCCUGUACCUGACCAUCCACUCUGACCAUGAGGGUGGAAAUGUCAGUGCCCACACCACCCACUUGGUUGGAAGCGCUUUGAGUUCUCCUAUGCUCUCUCUCGCCGCUGGUCUUAAUGGUCUCGCUGGUCCCCUUCACGGAUUGGCCAACCAGGAAGUUCUCGUGUGGCUUCAGAAGAUGAAAAAGACCAUUGGCAACAAUGUCAGCGACAAGGCUGUCACCGACUACCUCUGGUCCACCCUGAACGCUGGCCAGGUUAUCCCAGGCUAUGGCCACGCCGUUCUCCGCAAGACUGACCCCCGUUACACAUGCCAGCGUGAAUUUGCCCUCCGCAAAUUGCCCGAUGACCCGAUGUUCAAGCUGGUUAGCCAAGUUUACAAGAUUGCGCCUGGCGUCCUGACUGAGCACGGCAAGACGGCCAACCCACACCCUAACGUGGACAGCCACUCCGGAGUUCUCCUUCAAUAUUACGGUUUGACAGAAUCCAGCUAUUAUACCGUGUUGUUCGGUGUCUCUCGGGCCCUCGGAGUUCUCUCACAGCUAAUUAUCGACCGUGCACUGGGAAUGCCCAUCGAACGACCCAAGAGCUUUAGCACUGAGGACUAUGCCAAACUUGUUGGUGUUCAACUGUAA